Molecule: messenger RNA, 1587 nt
Organism: Danaus chrysippus (African queen)
Lineage: Eukaryota; Metazoa; Arthropoda; Insecta; Lepidoptera; Nymphalidae
Source: the annotation of a GenBank genome assembly
AUGAACAAAGUUCAUUAUCAUAUGAUAAGAGAACAGAGAAACGACAUCGCUGUGUAUAUAUGCGCUACUUAUGCUAUGGUUUGCGGAGUAACUGAUAGGCAAUAUAAAUACUUGGAUAUUUAUCGAAAAUCCCAGACGUUAGGGGCCAGCUUAAGGAAAAAAUUUAAUAUUAAAGAUGGUGACCUCAUUACGAUUAUGAUGCAUAAUAUACCAGAAUAUCCCAUCGUGACUUUAGGUAUAUUGAAUGCUGGAGCAAUAGUGACUACUUUAAAUCCAGUUUAUACUGCUUAUGAAGUACAAAAACAACUGGCGACAUGUAAAAUUAAAUUAAUAGUGACUUCAGCAGAGAAUGUAUCAACUAUAAAACAAGCAUUACAUUUAAAUAAAACGAGUACUCCCAUAAUUGUUGUCGAUGUCAAUAGUCAACGUCCCGAUGGAACUAUAUCGUUUAAAGAAAUAAUAAACGAUACUAUUGACACAAGUAUUUUAAAAGAAGUCAAAACAAAACCUAGUGAUGUAUCAUUACUACUGUAUUCGAGUGGAACAACAGGACUACCGAAAGGUGUUGAAUUAACACAUAGAAAUAAAAUUGCUAAUUGUGUUCAACAAGAUUGCGAAGAAAUCCGACAUUAUGACCUAACCACAGAAUCAAAUCAAGACACCAUUUUGUUAUAUCUUCCUAUGUUCCACGCUUACGGAAUGUCUGUAAAAAUGUUACACAAACUUUCGGUUGGUUUAAAGUUGAUCACUCUACCCAAAUUUAAACCUGACACAUUCAUAACUGUUUUGGAAAAACAUAAGAUCAACCUAACGUAUCUUGUUCCUCCUACAGUCUUAUUUUUGGGAUCAGAUCCUGAAGUGAAAAGGAAACAUUUUAAGUAUCUAAAAUAUAUAGGAACCGGUGGAGCUCCAUCUCCACGGGCAGAUAUAGAGAAAUUAUUAGAUAAAGUUGGUCACGAAGUACGGUUCAGUCAAGUUUAUGGCUUAACAGAAGUUUCUCCUUUGGCAACGAUGUGUCCUGUUGAUUUCAAAAAGUAUAGUUCUGUUGGUUUUGCAUUACCUAACGUCCAAUUGAGGAUUAUUGAUGAGAACGCAAAAAACCUAGGACCGAAUGAGUUAGGAGAGUUGCUCAUCAAAGGACCGAACGUAAUGAAAGGUUAUAGGAAUGAUCCUGAAGCAAACAAACGAGUUUUUCUGGAAGAUGGCUGGCUCCGAACUGGUGAUCAAGCACAAUUCGAAAAGGACGGAUCUCUUAUUAUUGCGGAUAGAUAUAAAGAACUAAUAAAGGUAAACGCUUAUCAAGUAGCACCAGCAGAGUUAGAAAGCGUAAUAAAGGAUCAUCCUGAUGUCUUCGAUGUAGCUGUAGUCGGUGUACCUGACAGUAAAACAGGAGAGAAACCUAAAGCUUUUGUUGUUCUUAAUAAAAAUAGUCCAGCAAUUGAAGCGGAUAUCAUAGAGUUUGCUAAUAAGAAGGUCGCACCAUAUAAACAUAUUAAGGAAAUCCAAUUCAUUGAGAGUAUUCCAAAAAAUCCAUCUGGAAAAAUUUUAAGGAGACUUCUCUUAGAGAAACAUAUUAAAGAGAAUUAA